Cynoglossus semilaevis (tongue sole) is the source of this 6325-nucleotide messenger RNA. RefSeq names its product leucine-rich repeats and IQ motif containing 1 (gene lrriq1). Gene Ontology annotation, molecular function: protein binding. NCBI's taxonomy places the organism in Eukaryota, Metazoa, Chordata, Actinopteri, Pleuronectiformes, Cynoglossidae. The record is from RefSeq and is a predicted model, not a curated record. The transcript has 25 exons. The coding region runs from base 198 to 4718 and encodes 1506 amino acids.
GGCUCGUGGUGUAAACACACGAGGUAAAAUAUAUAAAUUAGUAUUGUUUAAAUAUCUUGGAAAUUCAUCCGUCGGGAGUUUGUGUUGACUGUUCCGCCUUUAUGAAGUUUGUCCUUUGCGAGUUGCUGUAACAGUAAUCAACCUCGUUUCUAUGGAAACCGUGGGACGCAGAAGCGACGCUAACGACCGUUCACAAAAUGACAGACACUGAGGGACUUUACAAAGUCGUUGUACAGGAGUUAGAAAAUGUUGUCACGUGUGACUGCGGUGAAAGUGAUGACGAGCGAGAAAGUUUAGUUCGUCACGAGGAAACGGUGUCUGACGACAUCCCACCGUCUCUGCUCAGCUACUGUCAGGCCUCCAGAACCAGAGCAGACAUGUGGGAGGAGUUCAUCCUGGAGGAGGGUGAAGGUACUGAUGAGUCAAAGUUUCAAAGUGAUGUGGAGUUGGAGGAGAAUGUGGAAGUGAAGAAUCUGAAAACGUCUCCCACAGACGACGAGGUGAGGAGGAGCAUCGACUAUGAGAAGGUCAGAGAAGAGCAGCACAGUCAGGAGACGGAGACGGAAGAGGACAAAAUGAAACGGAGACAACGUGACUUUCAGGAGGAGCUGAGGAAAAUCAUGGAGGCGGAGAAGAGACAUCAGAAGGACCUGGAGAUGAUCGAGAGGAGAGCUCAGGAAAGACUGGAGCUGGAGUUUCACCUUCAGCAGCAACUGAUCAAAGAUCUGCAGAAACGAGUGAACGAAGAGAGGAGGAUGAACGAGGAGGAGCAGAAGAGGAUACAAGAAGAGCGGGAGAAGAAGAUGAGGGAGGAGCAGAAGAGGAGAGAAGAAGAGGAAAGAAGGAAGAGGAAGUGGGAGGAAGAGGAGAAAGUCAGGAGAGAGGCGGUGAGAAAAAGGAUGGAGGAAGAGAGGAGGCAGGAGGAGAAGAGGAGGCAAAAGGAAGAGGACAGGAUAAGGAAAGAAAUGGAACGGAAUAAGGUUGAGGAAGAGGAGAGGAGGAAGAAAAACGAGGUGGAGAUCAUCAGAAAGAUCACAGAAAAACAAAGGAUGGAGGAAGAGAGGAAGAAGAAGGGUGGAGAGGAUGAGAAGAGAAAAAGUGAAGAAAAGACACUCAUAGAAAAGAUAAGAGCAAAACAGGAGAGGAGGAAGAUGGAGGAAGAGGAGAGGAAGCAAGAAAAGGACAAAAAAUGGAAACUAGACAGUAUGAAAAAUGAGGAAGAAGAAAAAAAGCUGAAGGAAGUAGGACACAGGACAGAGGAAACAGUGAACUGGUCAAAGGAAGAGGAAUCAAAGAAGACGGAUGAUGAGGAGAGUUUGGGAACGAAGAAAAACACAACAAGAGAAGAAGAUGAACCGAGGACAGGAGAAGACAUUGGACAAAGAGAGACAGAAGUGAAAGGAAUGAGUGAUGAGAGCCGUCUGAACCGAGAGGAAGAGCAGAUGAUGGCUGUAGGACUGGGAGUGAGGAGUAGAACAGAGGAGAUAAGGAACAAAGAAGAGGAGGAAACAGAAACGUUCACCGUGACAGUUACACAGAUGAAGAGAAGAAAGGAUGAAGAGGAAGAGGAAAAGAGUCCAAGGCUGGACGGUGAAGACGAAACGAAGGACGGAGGGAAGACAACGAGAACUGAAGAACAGGGAAGGUGUCCAGAAGAAGAACUGGAGAAUGAAAAGAACUUCAAUAAAACAGAUGAAGAAGAGAAGAACAAAACAGAUGAAGAAGAAAAGUGUGAUGAGGAUAAAAGAAAGAAGAAGGAAGAGUUGUCCAGACCAGAGCAGGAGGAGGAGGAGGAGGAGGAGAGAGGAAAUGAGGACGUAGAUAAUGGUGAUGAAGAAAAAACAAACACAGAAGGAGAACCAAUCAGAGAAGAAACAACAACCAUCAUCCCGCUGACCUCCUCUGGGCCCAGUUGUUUAGUCCCUGACUCCAGAACCAGUCCCAGCAGCUCCUCUGAAGAACCUGAGCUCCUGAAGGAAACCAGCCAGACCUCUGUACCUCAGACUGUGGACCAGGACCUGGCAGCUGUGUGUCUUCCUGAGCAGACGGAGCAGAAAAGACUGUCAUGGAUGAAAAACUGCACCUCGUGGUCCAAACUAUCUGUGCAGAACAAGAACAAGAAGAAGACAGAAGGAGGUGCGGGCGGUGGACGAGGAGCCUACAGAACCUCCAGGUGCAGCGGUCUCCCUGCUCUGUGUCCUCAGACUCUGCUGCAGGCCACAGGUUGUACAUCCCUACAACAGCUGACCUCAGUGACCCUGGAGGACCUACCUGGCUGCAGUUUAUCAACACUUGCUCAGUGUGGCCGUCUUCAGUGUCUCACUCUGAGACGCUGUGGCCUGAAGUCCUUAGACAGCAUCAGCCUCUUACCAGAGCUCUGCUACAUAGACGUGCAGGAAAACGAGAUCUCAUUUAUGGACUGUGGAAACAUGACCAGCUUACGAGUUCUUCGACUCGGCCACAACAAGUUGACGUCAAUCCACGGUUUGGCUGGUGCUCAGAAUUUGGACCUUCUGGAUCUUUCCCACAACUCCAUCACCCGCAUUGCUGGUCUGGGGUCAGUGAAGAGACUGCAGUCGCUGUCUUUGAGUCACAACCGUCUGGUCAGCACUAAAGGCCUGAGGGACGUCUCCACCCUCCUUCACCUGGACUGUUCUCACAACUACCUGGCAGCAGUGGAGGGUUUGGAAAACAACGUGCUGCUCCACACACUGGACCUGAAGUCCAACAGUCUUGUUGAGGCCCCCAGUCUGACCAACCAUGUCCUCCUCAGAGACCUUCAUCUGGACGAAAACAGCAUCUCGUCUCUGCAGAGCCUCACUGACAGCUGGCUCCCCCUACUGCUGCAUCUCUCUGCAGCUCAAAACAGAAUCACCGUCCUCUCCUCCAUGUCUGAUUUUAUUUCCCUUGCAAAACUGGACCUUCAGUUCAACUGCAUCUCAGAGCUGAACAAUAUGUGUGAGAGUCUGGAAGGAUGUUCGUCUCUGCAAGAAAUCCACCUGAGAGGAAACGCACUGCAGCAAGAAAACAACUGGAGAUCUGCGCUCCAGAAGACUGUGACAGGCCUGAGGAGCAUCGACGGAGAGGAGACAGACUCCCCUCUGUCGGCCCCUGCUGUUCAACAGGUCAGCCUGGCCCCAGGCAGCUUCACAACGUUUUGCCAGGCUCAUCUGAAACAGACCGGUGAUUUACAGCAGCAGCACAGCACGGAGGUCAGUAAGGCCUCAUCCUGUCUGGAUGCUGUGAAGACCUCCUGUCGUCACUACACUGAACGUCUGAAGCUGGCGGUGGAGCAGAGAUUGGCUCAUGAACAUGGAAACACCGUGACGUCUGUGGACGCAGCACUGCUGGAGGAAACUCUGGACGAGGACAGUUCUGACGCUGAGACACCUGCAGUUCCGUCACAGGGGGCGUCUGCUGCAGCAGAAGCAGCUGUCACUCAAAGUCAGAACAAGACGAAGAGCGGCUACUGGAGCGUCGAGGAGAAAUCACCGGGAGCGACAGGUCGUCACUCGACCCAUCGGAAACUGCCCCCUGUGUCUGAUGAUCCAGACCAGGUCUCCAUUAGCAGCAUCACACACAGAUGGAACGGUGGGAAUAUCAUCAGCCCGUCCACCACUGAGACUGGAGGAGAGGGAGAAGACAAAGAGCCAAUCACAGGCUGCUCUGAUGCUGAUAGACCACGUUUGGCAGCCACUGUUAUACAGGCGUUCUGGAGGGGCUUCACUCUGAGGAGGAGGCUUGCAUCUGCUCUGGCUGCUGUCACAUGGGCCGACGGCGCCGAGGAAGAACCCUUUGAGGAGGUUGACGUGGACGAAUUUGUCUUUGAUGAGGCAGCUGAAGACACGUGGACGGUGUCACCUUUUGAAGCCGCAGCAUCAGGUCAUCUCCACCUGUCAGAGGAGCCGAUCUCUGUGAGGCGUCAACAACAUGAACUUUACCACACAUCUGAGAGGAGACCAGUGGAGGCCUGGCUGGAUGAAGGACAGGAGGACACCUCUGAGGAGGACGCCACCAACAGAACUAAACCUGCGGCAUCUUCUACGCUCAGUGGUAUCUCUGCAAGAUCAGAAAGAAUCUUGGAAGAAUGGAAUUUUAAAAACAACAAAACAGCUCUUCUGAUGCUGAAGAGAGCACAGAAGAUGAAGUCCAGGAAACAGCAGCAGAAGAACCACUGGGAUCCCUCCGUGUGCCAGCAGGGUCCGGCCGAGACACGAAACAGGCCUGCAGCGCGCAGGAGGAGCUAUAUGAAAGUGAGUAAAACAGAACAAACAGAGCAGAUGGAGAGAGUGAAGCUGGACCAGGAUCAACAGAGGCUGCUCUGCCAGAGUGACCGCGACCUGGAACUGAGCGAUUGCUUCUUACCCAAGAUGAGCUCAGACAUCCUGAAGGGCGGCAGAGUUCAGCUGGUGGUUGACCCGUCGUACUCUGAGUCUGGGCUGUGGGUCAGCAACAGUCAGGUUGUCCAGUCCAGUAAAGGGAAGAGUUGCCUACGGAGAACCACAGCAGCUGGUGCACGAGACGAGCUGCAGACUGAACGACUACCGUGGAGUCACAUGUUCAAGUCUUCUCCUGGACUUCACCUGGUCUUUGAGUUCCUGUUUGACUUUGAUCUGCCAGACUCUCUCUGUCCUUUAAUGUCAUCUGGGCUGAAAAAGAACAAAAUGCAGAAAAAGAGGUUCCAUCUCCAAAACGAGUCAACUUUGCUCCGAACGUAACGGAGCGGAUCUCCUUCAGAGACAACCCUCUGCAGCUGAGCGGGGGAUGGGGAAGUGGCAAGAAGAGGGAAAACGUCUUCAAGUAAAAUCUGAAGCCGAAGAAACCUGUGGCCUUCAACGUGCAGUAUCAUCUGAUGAUGAGAACUUUUGCACUUUUCUGUUUCGAUGGUAUUUCAUGGUCUGGGCUCGAUCCGUUUGACCUUCCUCUGCUGGAGUUUAAUCAGAGCCAUUAAAAGGAGGAACAGCCCAAACAUCCUGCGGCUCCUCUGCUGCUCGGCUCCAGUGUCGGCGAAUGACUGUGACUGCACUGGACCGGUAUCAACCACCAGAACACAUGGAGCCGGUUCACACGGCUUCACCAAUGACACGCUCCGUAUGCAAAUGACACCAGGAAAUAAGAAGCAGCAGCCGAGGCACCUGAGGUCACAUGUGAAACGCACGCCGACCACGUCUCACGCUGAACCGUUGAAAGUUAAACGUUUACUUCAGAAACUUAACGUACAUGUUCAGCUGAGUUGGACCAACAGGGGGCGCUGUAACGGCUGCUGUUUUAGGCCAAACCCAAACAUUGACGUUAGAAUUAGAGGCCUGUUGUCUUUGUUCUCAGCCCUGGACCACGAGCGUCUCCUCUGGUGUGUUUGGACCGAGGCUCGGCUGCCUGGGAACCAUCAAUUCAUGUCAAAACAAAUAUUCCGAGCUGCAGAGUGGCUCCCUGGCAGGAAAUGCAACUCUGUUUAUUUUGCUUCUAUGUUUCACGUGUCUGUGGGUGUUUUGACUGAACGCGAGCUGAGGGGGAUUUUCACCACCAACCCUGUCAGUCUGGAGUCUGUUGAUGAACUUAGACACACAGAUGUAGACUAAUCUGAAUGAUUUCAUUCAUUAUUUAAUUCUGACUCAAACUGGACCCCCCCCCUCCACCCCCCCUUCAACAGGUUAAUAGCUAAUGCUGCAAAUCUCGACUGAACUUUAUUUGUAGCAUUUAUGUAAAACCCAGUGUUGAAGAAAAUCAUCAGAAUGAAUAACAAAGUUACAAAUAACAAAUCAGUGCAACAUUUAAUGAAUCACUGUCAGAAUUAAAGACAAAUAGUGAAACUAAUUAUUCUUAUUUGUUUGUCCGGCCUUGGACCCCCAGUAUACCUCCAGACCACUUGGGGGCGACAGUUUUUCUGCCACAGUGUAAAACAGGUUCAUAUUAAUUGUUUCUUCUUAACCAGAAGUGAAGUUUUUAAAUAAUGCUGAAAUAACAAACUGCAGCUCAUCGUACAAAACUCUAACAUCGGUAUCAAAGAAAUCACAGAUUCACACAGGAAAACAGUUACUAACUAACACUAAACAGUUCUCAUCUUUCAGCCGCUCCGUGAGGAUGAAUUCAUCUGAUGAAUGUAGAAAAUAAAGGAAGAACGUUUUACUUCCAUUUUGUAUAAUCUGUUAGUUUCUGGUUUUUGUUAAAAAUCUCAUUUGAACGAGACGCCACCUUCUGGUCUUCAGUGAUUGGUCAAUCCACGGUGGAUGGUGAGAGCCUUACAUCAAGAAGGUUGCUGGUUUGAUUCCUGGUUGGUGCUCCAGUUCCAGACAUUUUGACUGCAGUGACUGUGAUUGGUUCCCUG